AUGGCGAGCUUCUUCACAAAAAGCGUUGUCGCCUCUCUGCUCUUGGCUGCCGGUACAAGCCAGGCUACUGCUGGUACUGUGCUAGCACCGGGUUAUGACAUCGUUUUCCCAUCGAGCAAGACUUCACGGAAUCCCCUGCCGUACUCGGUGGCCAACUCUCCGUACUUCCCUGGACCCAAUGUCAACGGCGUGAAGAACGAGGUGCCUGACCGGUGCACUGUGCAACAGGCAGCUUACGUGGUGAGACAUGGAAGCCGCUUCCCAGAUACUGGCUCUUACAACUCCUGGGUUGCACUCAAGGAUAAGGUAUCGACUCACGUCCCCGUAUAUGAGACGGCGGCGAUCCAAAUUGCUGUGAACGGCUCGGACUUUGAGGCCUGCGAUACCUUGUCCUUUAUUAAGGACUGGACCCCGGUCCUGACUAACUCGAGCCUGCAAAUUGCGCAGGAGUCGAUGACUGGAUGGAAGGAGGCCUCUGACUUGGGAUAUCAGCUCCGUGCCCGCUACCCCGGUUUCUACGAGGAUGGCAAUCCAUUCUACGUGUGGGCUAACCAGUAUGCAAACCCUAUCAACAAGUCUCGAGUAGUUCAGACUGCCCAGGCCUUCUUGCACGGCUACCUCUACGAGUUUGUCGACACUUAUGGCACGGUCGUGAGUGUGAACUCGACAGGGUCGGUGAAUGCCAUUGGCAACUCACUUGGGCCAUCGGACUCGUGUCCUAAGUUUGGAACUACUUCCAGCGGCGGUAACAAUGUGACUGACUUCGACGCUACCUGGACCCCCAAGGCCCUGAAACGCAUCAACAAGCUUGUGCGAGGCAACCUCACCUUUACUGAGUCAGACAUUCUGUUCUUCCCCUACCUGUGCGGGUAUGAGACUCAGAUCACUGGCCGCCUCAGCGACUGGUGCAGUGUGUUCACCGAGGACGAGCUGCGCCACUACGCCUACUCUCAAGACUUGCAUUACUACUACAAGAUCGCUGAGAUGACCUCCGCCAUGGGAAUCUUUGACAACGAGAAGCCCCUGCCUCUCGACCGCGUCCCCGAGAAUCGUCUGUACAACGUCGCUCACUUUAUUACCAUGCGUGGCACGGUGGCUUUUGAGACGAUGAAUUGCCAGGUGGGCUCUGGACGACGAUCCGGCAAUGAGACCUACGUGCGCAUUCUCUUGAACGACGCCGUCUACCCUGUCGCCAAUUGCCAGAGGGGCCCUGGCAAGAGUUGUCUAUUAUCUGAUUACUUGGCACUGAUCAAGAAGAAGAGCCAGGCCGCUGGUAACUGGAACACUUACUGCAACGUCACCCAGCCCGGGCAUCCUGAGAAAGUUGGCGGGGCCAGCUUCUUCAAGGAUUUGUCUCUUGACUUUUUGACGUUGGUCAAGCCUUGA
Molecule: messenger RNA, 1386 nt
Organism: Penicillium diatomitis
Lineage: Eukaryota; Fungi; Ascomycota; Eurotiomycetes; Eurotiales; Aspergillaceae
Exons: 7
Coding region: 1-1386 (461 amino acids)
Cellular component (GO): fungal-type cell wall
Molecular function (GO): acid phosphatase activity
Source: RefSeq, a predicted model, not a curated record